GGGGGGGCCGAAGCGGCGACGCGCCUCGCCCUCGCUCCGCGUCCCGGGCGGUGUCUCAGUGCAGCCAUGUCUGGCGGCGCGAAGCAGCGAGUCGGGCUCGGUCGGCGGCGCCCUCUGUGAGGCGGCGGCGGACGAGCGGCGGCGGCGGGCAUUCAUGUCGGCGGGCAGGGAUUAGCGCGGCGGAUCGCGAGCCGAGAGGAGGGGGCGGCCGACCGAGCCGUCUCCCCCUUCCCGCGGGGUCUCCGGCGGGAGAGAGCCGUACCUGCGUGGCGGGGGCGGGAGGACAUGGCUGACCGGAGCGCGCCGAGCUGCCACCUGCGGCUGGAGUGGGUCUACGGUUACCGGGGUCACCAGUGCCGCAACAACCUGUACUACACGGCCGCCAAGGAGAUCGUCUACUUCGUGGCUGGGGUCGGCGUGGUCUACAGCCCUCGGGAGCACCGGCAGAAAUUCUACCUGGGGCACCAGGACGACAUCAUCAGCCUUGCUUUGCAUCCUGAACGUGUGUUGGUGGCAACAGGUCAAGUUGGAAAGGAACCAUAUAUCUGCGUAUGGGACUCGUACACUGUGCAAACUGUAUCUGUUCUGAAGGAUGUUCACACACAUGGUAUAGCUUGCUUGGCUUUUGAUUUAGAUGGCCAGCGGUUGGUCUCAGUUGGUUUGGAUUCAAAAAACACAGUUUGUGUAUGGGACUGGAGAAAAGGAAAAUUGUUAUCAAUGGCUCCUGGUCAUACAGACAGAAUAUUUGAUAUUUCUUGGGAUUUGUACCAGCCAAACAAACUCGUCAGCUGUGGUGUAAAACACAUCAAGUUCUGGAGCUUGUGUGGCAAUUCAUUGACACCAAAACGUGGUGUUUUUGGCAAAACUGGUGAUCUUCAAACUAUAUUGUGCCUAGCUUGCGCAAGAGAUGAAGUGACGUAUUCUGGUGCGCUGAAUGGUGAUAUUUAUGUAUGGAAAGGAAUCAACCUUGUAAGAACAAUACAGGGAGCACAUGCUGCAGGAAUUUUCAGCAUGAAUGCGUGUGAAGAGGGGUUUGCUACUGGUGGCAGAGAUGGCUGUGUUCGCUUGUGGGAUUUAAAUUUUAAACCAAUUACUGUGAUUGAUCUCAGGGAAACGGACCAGGGAUAUAAAGGUCUGUCUGUACGAAGUGUUUGCUGGAGAGGAGACCAUAUACUUGUUGGGACACAAGACAGUGAGAUUUUUGAAAUUGUGGUACAUGAGCGUAAUAAGCCUUUCCUGAUAAUGCAGGGGCACUGUGAAGGAGAGCUGUGGGCUUUGGCUGUCCAUCCUACAAAACCAUUAGCAAUGACUGGAAGUGAUGACCGAUCAGUCAGAAUUUGGAGUUUAAUAGACCAUGCUCUGAUUGCCCGGUGCAAUAUGGAGGAACCCAUUCGCUGUGCAGCAGUUAGUACUGAUGGAAUCCAUCUUGCUCUUGGAAUGAAGGAUGGCUCUUUCACUGUGCUUAGGGUCAGAGAUAUGACUGAGGUUGUUCAUAUCAAAGACAGGAAAGAAGCUAUUCAUGAAUUGAAAUAUUCACCAGAUGGGAACUUCCUAGCUGUUGGUUCCAAUGAUAGCUCUGUGGAUAUAUAUGGUGUUGUUCAGAGAUACAAGAAAGUUGGGGAAUGUAUUGGAUCUUUAAGUUUCAUCACCCAUAUGGAUUGGUCUUCAGACAGUAAAUAUAUACAGACAAACGAUGGCAAUGGGAAAAGACUUUUUUACAGGAUGCCAAGUGGAAAGGAAGUAACGAACAAGGAGGAAUUAAAAGGGAUUCAGUGGGCAUCAUGGACUUGUGUUUCUGGUGUUGAAGUUAAUGGAAUCUGGCCUAAAUAUUCAGAUAUAAAUGAUAUAAAUUCUGUGGAUGCAAAUUUUAUUGGGCAAGUUAUGGUUACAGCUGAUGAUUAUGGAAUUGUAAAGCUCUUUCGAUACCCGUGUCUGAGAAAAGGAGCAAAGUUUAAAAAGUAUCUUGGUCAUUCUGCUCAUGUGACAAAUGUCAGAUGGUCACACGAUCACCAGUGGGUUGUUUCCAUUGGAGGAGCAGAUCAUUCUGUUUUUCAGUGGAAAUUUGUCCCUGAUCGGAAGUUGAAGGAUUCUCUUCAUAUAGCACCCCAAGAGAGUCUGGUUGAUUCUAAUAGUGAUGAAUCAGAUUCAGAUCAGUCUGAUGUUCCAGAGCUGGACUCUGAAAUUGAACAAGAGACACAGAUCACAUAUCGUAGACAGGUUUACAAAGAAGAUCUACCUCAACUUAAAGAGCAAUGCAAAGAAAAAAGAAAAAGUGCAGCUUCUAAGAGGAGAGAGAGAGCUCCAGGGAACAGUAUAAGAUUGCAUUUUGUUCAUGGUUACAGAGGUUACGACUGUCGGAGCAAUUUAUUUUACACUCAGACGGGUGAAAUUGUAUACCAUGUUGCUGCAGUGGGAGUGGUGUACAAUCGACAGCAGAACACACAGCGCUUUUAUCUAGGUCAUGAUGAUGACAUUCUUUGCCUUGCUAUUCAUCCCUUAAAGGACUAUGUGGCAACAGGCCAGGUGGGUCGAGAUUCCUCUAUACACAUUUGGGAUACUGAAACAAUAAAACCACUCUCAGUACUAAAGGGCUAUCACCAGUAUGGCGUUUGCGCUGUUGAUUUUUCAGCGGAUGGAAAAAGAUUGGCUUCAGUUGGAAUAGAUGACAAUCAUACUAUUGUACUCUGGGACUGGAAGAAAGGAGAAAAGCUUUCAGCAGUAAGGGGAAGCAAAGAUAAGAUUUUUGUUGUUAAGAUUAAUCCUUAUAUGCCUGAAAAAUUGAUUACAGUUGGAAUUAAACACCUGAAAUUCUGGCGUAGAGCAGGGGGAGGACUAAUUGGGAGAAAGGGCUGCAUAGGUGCAAUGGGAAGAGCCGAUACAAUGAUGUGUGCAGUAUAUGGCUGGACUGAAGAGAUGGCAUUCUCUGGAACUUCCACAGGGGAUGUUUGUAUCUGGAGAGAUGUGUUUCUCAUAAAAACUGUCAAAGCACACGAUGGUCCUGUGUUCAGCAUGCAUGCACUAGAAAAAGGAUUUGUCACUGGAGGAAAGGAUGGGGUAGUGGCUCUCUGGGAUGAUACUUUUGAACGCUGUCUCAAAACCUAUGCCAUCAAAAGGGCUGCUUUGGCCCCUGGGUCGAAAGGACUCCUCUUAGAAGAUAAUCCUUCUAUUCGUGCCAUUUCCUUAGGACAUGGUCAUAUUUUAGUGGGCACAAAGAAUGGUGAAAUAUUGGAGGUAGAUAAAAGUGGACCAGUAACUCUUUUGGUUCAGGGUCACAUGGAGGGGGAAGUUUGGGGUCUAGCUACUCAUCCUCAUUUACCCAUUUGUGCCACUGUAAGUGAUGACAAAACCUUAAGAAUAUGGGAUUUAUCUCCUAGCCAUUGUAUGUUAGCUGUUCGCAAAUUGAAGAAGGGGGGCAGAUGUUGCUGUUUUUCUCCCGAUGGGAAAGCAUUAGCAGUUGGUCUAAAUGAUGGAAGUUUUUUAAUAGUUAAUGCAGAUACCCUGGAGGAUCUAGUCUCCUUCCAGCACAGGAAAGAUGUUAUUUCAGAGAUACGAUUUUCUCCAGGAGCUGGAAAGUACUUAGCUGUGGCAUCUUGUGACAAUUUUGUUGAUAUUUACAAUGUAAUGAGCAGCAAAAGAGUAGGAAUCUGCAAGGGGGCCUCCAGUUAUAUAACACACUUGGACUGGGACAUAAGAGGGAAGCUCUUGCAAGUCAACACUGGUGCUAAAGAGCAGUUGUUUUUUGAAGCUCCUCGUGGGAAAAAACAGACAAUUCCUACUUUGGAGGUAGAAAAGAUUGGCUGGGCAUCAUGGACAAGUGUUUUGGGCUCUUGCUGUGAAGGAAUCUGGCCAAUAAUUGGUGAAGUCACAGAUGUAACUGCUUCGUGCCUCACUAGUGAUAGUAAAGUAUUAGCCACAGGAGAUGAUUUUGGAUUUGUGAAACUGUUUCGUUACCCUGCUAAAGGAAAAUUUGGAAAAUUUAAGAGGUAUGUUGCUCAUAGUACCCACGUAACAAAUGUCCGUUGGACCUAUGAUGACAGUUUGUUGGUCACUGUUGGAGGAGCAGACACAUCUUUAAUGCUGUGGACUUAUGAGAUGGAAGGACAUCGGGAUAGCCGGCAGUGUGACAGUGAGGAAUCUGACCUAGAUUCUGAAGAAGAUGGAGGUUAUGACAGUGAUGUGACAAGGGAAAAUGAAAUUAAUUACACCAUCAAAGCCUUAUCAACAAACAUUAGACCAAUGUUUGGAAUUAAGCCUCAUCUACAACAAAAGGAGCCAACCUUAGAUGAAAGGCAGGGGGUAGUGAGAGGUUCCAGACCACCAGUUAGUAGGGCAUUGCCACAGCCUGAGAAACUUCAAACAAAUAAUGUUGGGAAAAAAAAGAGACCUAUAGAGGACCUAAUUUUGGAGCUGGUGUUUGGGUACCGAGGCAAGGACUGCCGGAACAAUGUGCAUUAUUUGAACGAUGGUGCUGAUGUUAUCUAUCAUACUGCAUCUAUUGGGAUCUUGUACAAUGUGGCAACAGGUUCUCAGUCUUUUUACCAAGAACAUAAUGAUGAUAUUUUGUGCCUCACUGUAAAUCAGCACCCCAAGUUUACCAACAUAGUGGCAACUGGCCAAGUAGGAGACUCAGCAGAUAUGUCAGCUACAGCUCCUUCUAUUCAUGUGUGGGAUGCAAUGAACAAACAGACAUUAUCAGUACUGCGGUGCUACCAUUCAAAAGGAGUUUGCUCAGUCAGUUUCAGUGCCACUGGCAAACUGCUGCUCUCUGUAGGGCUUGAUCCUGAACAUACCAUUACCAUUUGGAAGUGGCAGGAAGGUGCCAAAAUUGCCAGCCGAGCUGGUCACAACCAGCGCAUAUUUGUAGCAGAAUUCAGACCAGACUCAGAUACCCAGUUUGUUUCUGUGGGAGUGAAACACGUGAGGUUCUGGACACUGGCUGGAAGAGCGCUUCUCAGUAAAAAAGGGCUACUGAGUUCCAUAGAAGAUGCCCGAAUGCAGACAAUGCUGUCUGUAGCUUUUGGAGCUAAUAACUUGACAUUUACAGGUACUAUCAGUGGAGAUGUUUGUGUUUGGAAAGAUCAUGUGUUGAUUCGGAUUGUUGCCAAAGCUCACAACGGACCAGUUUUCACAAUGUACACUACAUUGAGAGAUGGUUUGAUUGUUACAGGAGGCAAGGAAAGGCCGUCAAAGGAGGGAGGAGCUGUUAAACUAUGGGAUCAAGAAUUGAAACGAUGUCGUGCCUUCAGACUGGAGACAGGACAGAUAACUGACUGUGUUCGCUCUGUCUGCAGGGGCAAGGGAAAAAUUCUUGUUGGCACAAGAAAUGCUGAAAUAAUUGAGGUUGGAGAGAAAAAUGCUGCAUGUAACAUUUUAAUUAAUGGUCAUAUGGAUGGACCUAUCUGGGGCCUAGCAACACACCCUUCCAGAGAUUUUUUCCUUUCCGCUGCAGAAGAUGGCACAGUACGACUCUGGGAUAUUACUGAAAAGAAGAUGCUGAACAAAGUCAGCUUAGGGCAUGCAGCUCGUACCGUAUGUUACAGCCCAGAAGGUGAUAUGGUUGCUAUUGGUAUGAAAAAUGGAGAAUUUAUUAUCUUGCUUGUGACCUCUCUGAAAAUUUGGGGAAAAAAGAGAGAUAGAAGAUCAGCUAUCCAAGAUAUCAGGUUUAGUCCAGAUUCUCGUUACUUAGCGGUCGGUUCCAGUGAGAAUGCAGUAGAUUUUUAUGAUCUGACAUUGGGUCCCACACUGAAUCGAGUCAGCUAUUGCAAGGAUAUCCCAAGUUUUGUGAUCCAGAUGGACUUCUCUGCAGAUAGCUGUUAUCUCCAGGUAUCUACUGGGUCUUACAAAAGGCAAGUCUAUGAAGUGCCUUCAGGAAAACAGCUUGUGGACCAGGCUUUGAUUGACAGAAUAACUUGGGCUACUUGGACAAGUGUUCUAGGUGAUGAAGUAAUAGGAAUCUGGUCCAGACAUGCUGAAAAAGCUGAUGUAAACUGUGCCUGUGUCUCUCACUCGGGAAUCAAUCUCGUAACAGGCGAUGAUUUUGGCAUGGUCAAACUGUUUGACUUUCCGUGUCCUGAAAAAUUCGCAAAACACAAACGAUUUUUAGGUCACUCUGCCCACUUAACCAACAUUCGAUUUACGAGUGGAGACAGAUAUGUGGUUAGUGCUGGAGGGGAUGACUGCAGCUUAUUUAUUUGGAAAUGUGUGCAUAUGCCUCAUUGAGGGAGACAUGGAGACUUGAAAAGAGGAUGCUGCAUGAAGUACCAGGCAUGAAAUACCCAGGAUUGCAAUGUGAUAUUCUACUGUGCCCUGCAUGCUUAAGAAAUGGUGCUGAUCCAAGACACAGAGUAAUCAGUCUCUGAAAGACAAGUUUCUAGAGUCUGUCAGAAGGAUAGACUGUACGAAAUAUGCUGAGGCCAUUAGAUUUACUUCUGUAAUCCGGGUUUGUAUUUCACUCACUGCCAGAUGUUGAAAAUGAAAAACAUGGAUAAAAGAAAAAAGGGAAUUGUUAGUCAAUGUACAGUAUCACAGUAAGAUCCUGGGUUUUUAAUCAAGAGAUGUUAUUUCUGGUCCAGUACUGUACAUUGAUCUAUUCUGAGCAUGAAUGUUUCUGCUUUAAGUUUUGGGGUCUGAAUAUCAUUGAAAAAAGAGUAUUCCGUAUUUUAUUACUGAAAGAAACCAUAUAUUAAAUCUUAAAUAUAUAGUAUUUUAAUAAAUGUUUGAUUAUUAUAAUGGCAAAUUAUAUUUCUAUGACCGAUCAAAAGGAAACGUUAUUUGAUUAAGCAGAAGAUAAGACAGCCAAUUCCUUAGGGCUUACACAUUUCUGUAUUUAGAGGCCUGGGUCACAAUCAUGUCUGGUGAAAGCUACUGGAUAUGCAUGAUCUUCAUGGCUAAUUUAGUGUUUUCAUUGCACUUAAACAUUAAAUUAGUUCUGUGAGCAAAAUCGGAUUUGCUCACAUUGUGAGUGCCUUGCCCACAACCUAAAAGUCUAACUCCAAUUUUUGCCUUGUGAAUAAAAGUUAUUCUCAGUGGAAGAGAGGUAAUUGCUGUGCUGCUUGACUGGGCUGCUGGCCUCUGUGCUGGACAUGUGGACUACGGUGAGAGUUUUGUAACCUUCGUAAUUGAUAAGGCUUGGGAUAUCACCAGUUGCAAAAAUAGAAUUUCGUAGCAAUAUGAAUUAUUUUCUCAGCAUCAUAGGGAAAUUCAGAGAGAAUAUGAAAUUUCCAAACUCUAUAUUUUGUGCAUUUUAACUUUUUAACAGAGUUGGGACUAGCUGGGAUAAGUGUCCGCUCAGAUUUCUCUCCUGAUUGUAAAAUACAUCCAAUCAUCUGCUUCUUUAAAUGAACCUGCUGUCACCUCUCACAGAAGUGCAUUUAUUCUGUCCUGCAACACAGCUAAGGUGACAACAAAAACAACACUUUGGUGAUGGUGAACACCUGAAAAGUAUAAAUGAGGUGCAAGUGAGGAAGAUUUCAUCAGCUAUUUGUCUAAAUCAUGACAUAGUGAGGUGCUGCAGAAUGAACCUGGUUUUUUAAUCGGUGUGGUUAUUUUUUUGUGCAACGUGGAAGGGAAUAGAAGUAAGUAAUUAUCAGCACUACUCACAAUUGCAUUCUGAUAGGAACAUAAAAUUCUUUCUGUCUAUGUAAGUCAGUGUUGCUUUAAUGAUGCCAUUUGUUUAGGUCAGUCAGCAGAUUUGAUAUUAUUCCCCUCGCACAUUCUCUUAUACCAGACCUGUGACAGAAAAUUCAUCUCUUUUUGUAAGCAUCUUGUGUGCGUGGUAGUUCUCUUGUGAAUGGGAGGGUUAGCAUGUAGAAGAGGGAAAAAAAGUUAAUGAGACAGACUUUCAUACUCUCCUAGGUCCAAAAAUGUUUGUUAUAUAUACUCUACAAAGCUAUUUAUCCCACAGGCUCAGAUAAUAUAUUUUAGAUAUCAAGAUAUAGCAAAUAUAUUAUUUUAAAGAAGUUGAUGAACUAGACUAUUAGCAGGUUUCUUGGCUUGAUGCUUCUUAGCAAAGACUUGCCAGUCAUGUAGUUGCUAUUCUGCAGGAUCAAAUACUCUGUGAAUAUGGUCCAUGAGUGUAGAGGGAAAUCUUAUCAGUAACAUCUUUGAUAUUAGGGGAAUUGCACCUGAGAAAUGAGACCUGAUUUGUGUCAUAACCUUGUUGCCUCUCUGCCUAUUUUGUGUGAAAAUUGGUAACUGACAUUUAAAUCUUGGCCAGAGAAAUCAAUUGUAGUAUGCUGUGCUAUAGCUGUAAUUCUUUCCCUUUCUAAACAUAUCCAUGAAGGACUACUUGACUUGUAGUAAGAUUUUUUUCCUGCCUCUGUUUUGAGAUUUGCCUUUUACCAGUUUAAGUUGGAUGGUUGUUAAGAGCUCCUUCAUAGUCUGUCCAACACAAACUGCCAGAACAAAGUUCUUUUCCAGCCUCUUAUAAGUUUUCCCCUCAAAAUUCUAGGCUCAUUUAUUUCACAUCCUUAGGAUCUUCUAUAGACCUUCACCUAAGGUUAGACAUAUAUGGACCAUCAAGUUUUGUUCCUUAUCCGUGUAGGGUCAGCUCUGAUCAUGUCCUCUUCUCCUCCACCUCUGUUAAUUUAACUGUGCCUCUCCACUGAUUAUUUGUCAUUGGUGCUCUUGUCCUGAUAAAUCUCAAAUGCCACGUGGUUGGUGGAGUACCAGCAAGAACUGGUGGAUGGUUCGCAGCUGGGCAAGGCUGAGAGCGGCAGUGCAACAGUCUGAGCUCCAGCUCUCCCUGUUUCUUCAUUCCUUCCUGAACCUCAUUGCAGCUGUAUAAGGGCUGGGAGCUGGGGCAGGGGCUGGAAGCUGAAGAGUGUUAGAAACAAAACUACCAGCCUUGUUUUGCCUGUUGCAGCCAUCUUGGAAGCUGGUAUUUUACUUGACAGACUGCUCAGGGGUUUGCAAGAUAAAAUGUGGUCAGCCAGCAGGGAAUGGUCACAGAUGGGGAGGAGAGGAGUGGGUUCAGCCUCUGUUGCAGGUUUGUUCUUGAGGACCACUUGGAGAAUGUUCUGUGCAGUCAGCUGGCUGCAGACAUGCUUCAAGAUGGCAGCUUCGUGGUCUUUGUGAUGGUGCUUGUCAUUGUGCCUCAUUUGCUGUUUACAUUAAGUGCUACUGUAGUAACUUGAUAACUGUUGCCACCCAGACUGGUGCUUGAAGCCUGUGCAGAGGGCAGCAGGCUGCCUGUGUCAGUGGACGCUGGGACCUUGUAGCUGGUUCUCGGGAGGCAAAGGCAGAGGCUGACAUGACCUGAUAUGGCACUUUGAGGAGGAUGCUGGCAUGUGGAGGGAUUGGUCACAGCCUUGCAAACAUUGGAGAGAAGAAAAGUAGGCUAAAGGACUUGAUCAAGAACUGGGGAAAGCCUUUUCUGUGAUUACGCAGUGCUGAGGAAGUGGAAGCAGAACUUCUUUGUGUACUUGUAUUUAUUUUUAUUUUUUAGUUUACUUGGGUUUAUUUCUUAGUUUAAUUGUCUUUAUAAGUGUCUUUGUGGUUAGUGGCAAAUGUGUGCCCUUGGGAUCUUUAAAGUCAGCAAUACAGAACAGCCAGCUAGAAGGGGACCUAAAGAAACUGUCUGGUCCAUCUGCCUGACCACAUCAGGGCUAACCUAAACUUCAGGCAUGUUCUGGGGUCUCUUGAAAGAAGAAAUAGAGAACUGUUCCAAGGAAUACAAAAUGUAACGUCACCUAAAAAAGAAAUACACUCUUGAAAGUUACUUAAGUACACCAAGGGGAAGGGGGAAAUAAAGAGAGAGAAUGGGAGAAGGCAGGUUUCAAAUACAAUCCUUACACAGGCAAGAUGAUAUAUUUCCCUGUUUUGUUAUCACUGUCAUAGAUGGGACAAGCCUUAAUCUUGGAAGAUCCUUCUUAUUCUGUUAGAAUAAGCAAAUGUUAGCGUAGACAAAUGUUUUUUUGUCCGUAUUUUGGGCAAAGUGAACCAUCCUGUAGACUGUGCAGAAAGGGAAGUCAGAAUGAAUUGUCACGUCUGUGAUUUUAGCAUCACUUGCUGCGUUGCAUUUGCAUCCCCUUGUUCUGACAGUUUCCUUACGCUUCCUCGCAGACUGCUCUGCUUUCGUAAAGUUUAUGGCACCAUUCAAUCUUUGCUUGUGUAUAUAGACAAGAAGUGAGCUUGCCAAAGCCUACUAUGCAUUCUUUAUACCGAUCACUGUGGCAUGGUCAGAGCAAAACCAUUUCUUUGGUUCUCUCUGGCUUCUGAUCUGAAGCAACUUUGGCUUCAGACUUAAAUUCUGCAGUUCUCAUUUCAGAAGGGAAAAAAACAACAACAAACAUUUUAGGUGUAUAAUAUGCAUAAGAGCCACAAUAGAUUACCUUGCCAAAAUCAUCUGUUAGUAAGUAAUAAUUAGUGGGUGGGUUUGUGUUUUGUUUUUGAUGCUAGAACAGGUUACCCCCCCCCCCAACCCCCCCUUUCUCAGUUCACUUGUAGCAUAAUAGUCAUGGCUCUGAUAUUGUUUGUUUUAACUCAGUUUAGCCACUAAUCCAACUACAUCACUUAAAGUAAAAGCAGGAGGAAAAAAGAACAGGCACAGAAGGUGUUCUUUUUCCCUCACAGUGUGGAGGAAAAAUAAAAUAAUUAAGGGUUAUCUGAGCACAGUGGCAAUAGGCAAUCGCCAUAAUUUCAUGUACUUCUUAAACUAUGGAAAGUGGAGUAAACAGCAGUUAGAAGCUAGUAAUAUAAACCCAGGGAAAAGGAGAAAGUGGGAAGCAAAGGAAACAUGGGGAAACAAAGGAUAUAGGCAAAGGCACAGCCAAAGGACUGGCACUAGAGGUGGAGCAGCUCUACACCAAGAACAGACGUCUUAGAUGUCUUAUUUCAGAUGGCAGGUCUUCAUGGGUGGCUCAUGGGGUUGGAGGACUGGAGAACAGUAGUGUCAAGUAAACAGUGCUCAGGGAAAGGCUGCUGGCAACUUUGAUGCAGGUGCUUAUUUCUUGCUCUUUCCACUCCUGUAUCUAUGGGACAACCAUUUAGCACAGGGGGGCUGCAGCUAACGCUGGUUACCAGUGUUUGCAGCAUGUGCACAUUGGUAGUUAAACAGUGUUGAUGGAAAAAUGCUUUGUGAUUUCGAGAGCUCAGGUAAAAGAGUUUCAUAUUGUACUUUAAAAUUCUACUUAUCUUUCCCACCUAAACCAAGAAUGGAUUUGUCUUAAUAGGUCUCUUCUGCUUUUUAUCCUUAUUUUAGUUUCCUGUGCAAUGGGCUUAAAUGCUUUCUUUAAGCAAGAAUUUUUAAACCAAAGAAAUGUUACACUUUGGAAAACUUCACAGGCAGCCUCUAUCGAGGGCUGAGGUGUGCACAGAGCAAUCUGGGGCACACGUGGGCUGAUGAAUAGUCCUGCAGUGGUUCUGUCAUAGGCCUCCAAAUGUAGGUAUGAGGAGAGGAAUGUAAUGUGGGCCUUUAAAUACAUUCCAGUAGAAACAAAUCAGUGAUUAUGAAAGAAAGAAACUCAGUCCUAAGGUAAGCUGUACCUUGAAAAUCCAAACUCAGUGCAGGUGCUACUGAGGAGGCAAAGCUUGACUUUUAUCUGUGGCCGCUCUUGGUAAGAAACAUCAAAUCAUCUCUGCAUAAGCGUCUUAACUAUUCUGAACCUGCAGGAGGACAGCUGUGUUUGGCGUGAGGCAGCAUGUGUCUGGAUUUCACUUUCAAGAGCCAAAACCCAGAAUCUUUUAUUUCAAUUGCUUCCUUUGUCCCUGCAGGGCAGUUUUGUCAUUUACAUACUUGCACUUCUCCUUUGGUUGGGCACAGAUGCCAUGUAGGAGCUAAGCUGAAAAGAAAGCAAAAAAUAAUAAUAUGUAUAUAAUUUUGGCUGGUUUUUAUCCCAUGUUUCAAAGACGCAUCUGACUCCCACCAUAGUUUGCUACUCUUUCUGCUCAAGUAUUGCUGGGAGCUGAAUGGCCCUGACUGCAGCCCCCCACAGUUUGCCUGGGGCUCAAGUUCUUCUCCUCUGGCUUUUCUGUGUUCUUAGAGUUGUGUUGCAUCGUUUCCACUUUGAAGCAGGCCCAGCAGAACUGACCGACUAUGGGAGUAGCGCUGUUCAUGCUUUACCAGUCUUUCAUAUAGCAGGAAUUCUUUUGUCCCAGGGGACAGAUGUUGUUAUCCCAGGUGUUUCUUGUAGCUGCAGCUUUCAUAGAGCUUUCACAUAGUGCCAUCGUCAGCUGUUCUCAGUUGGUCUGAGCAGGAGAUGAAUGAUUGAGGAUAAAGAUGUAGGUGAUUGAAGUGAGUAUUGCACUGGUUGGUUCUGAAAAGGAGAUUUAGUAGGGCUACAGUUGUUAUUUUCAGUCCUCUGAAGGAUUAUAAGCCAGUUGGGAGGAAAUGAAAGUUCUUCACAUAAUAUCCAAAAACUCAUUUAUCUUCUGCCAUUGUUCUCCCAUAGGCACUGUUAAUCUAACUUAACUUCCACCAAGCAUGAACACUGGCACAAAUUGCAUGGAAAAAAAUGGUUUUCUGUCCUUCUGUGAAAUGUUGGUGUGUUGGGUAGUAGGGAUAGGACCUUCCAUAGCUCUGGUCUGUUUUUCCUUUGCUUUUAGCUUUGUGUUGUGCUUUCAGAAUCAAAGUAUCUUUUCUCUAGUGAAAACAACAACAAAACCAACAACAAAAAGAAGAAAAUGGAGCAGUAUCUGGUAAUUAUGAGCCUAGUUUAUGCAUUUUAGUUCAGUUGUGAGUAGACACAAAGUAAUGGAGGAGCUGCAUUGCCAAUUUGUGGAGGUAGCUGAUGCAUUUUUAUGUAACAUUUAACAUAAGAAACACUGAAGAUCACAUCGAUCAUUUAAAACGUCACAAUCUAAGUAACUGCAUUAGACUCGUUCCCUUUAAAAAUAUACAUGCUUGUAGCUUUACAGCUGGGUUUAGUCACUUCUUUGUUUUAAAGCAAGCAGAAAUGUGUCUGUAUCUUGCCUUACGCCCAACCUUCUACAAUAGGCACUAAGACUACAACUGAGCUGUUGAAAUUCAGCAAUGGAGUGAUAGUUUGCUCCUGUCCUUACAAAUUGUCAUCUCACCCUGAGAAGGAAAAAGAAUUCCACGGUGGCAGCUUGUUCUGAAAGGGGCAGCUUAUGAAGGUGUUGGAAAAGUAAAUGAAUGAAUAAACCCCAUAAUUUAAAGUCUUUUACCGGGGGGGGGGGGGGGGAACCCCAACAUUGCAGCAUUGUUCCUUACGAAGCCAAGAGCCCAAAAGCCCGUCCUCUGCUGUUCUCCUCCCAUCGGGUCACUUUAAAAGAAUAUUUUACUGUAGUUCUUUAAGCUUAAAAUCCAGUUGUCUGUUUAGAUUUGUUGUGUUUCAUUAUGGAGUGUGUCCGAUAAUCCCUUUUGCUUUAACCAAAAAAACAAACAACCACCCACCAGUAUUUUGAUCUAGUCCAAAGGUAUGGUCAUGUAUUACUGUCAUAAGGGUCAUGGGUUUAAGUGUACUCCAUGUUGGCUUCCACCACCAACAUCUAUUUCCUGUAACGAUGUUGUACGUUUAUUUAAAGCAUAUAUAUAUAAUAUAUAUAUAUAUAUAAAGUAUAUAUAUAAAUUAAACAUCAGAUUUUUUGCAUUAAGAUUUUUUUAAAUUUGAUUAUGAACCUCGACUACUUUAAUUCACAUUUAAAACACCCCAGACGAAUAUCCCGGAGCGCUGUGUUUCCCAAUCCAAGGCGGUAUUUAUUUGUCGAAUAUGAUUUUACAAUAUAAUAUGUAGCUGACAUUGUUUUCUGAUAUCAGAUGUAAAUAUUUGUAAAAAGGAAAUUCUUUUGUAUAUUUUUGUGAAGAUGUAGCUCCCCUACAGGUCCGAAACCUUGAAUAAAAAAGUGCAUUCCUGUUA
Molecule: messenger RNA, 13817 nt
Organism: Coturnix japonica (Japanese quail)
Lineage: Eukaryota; Metazoa; Chordata; Aves; Galliformes; Phasianidae
Gene: EML5
Product: EMAP like 5
Molecular function (GO): microtubule binding
Source: RefSeq, a predicted model, not a curated record